GGAAACCGGGCGGCAAUAAGAGGCGGAUUGAGGGGGAAGAAAAGCGUUUCCAGGUCAUUCCAAACAUGGAGAAAAAAGCAAGGCAACAAAGGGGGGCAGAGGAAUGGUGAUAGAGAUAGAAACAAGAGAAUCUCCACGACAGUCUCCAAAGCAGAAAGAGGCGUUUAAACACACAAACUACAGCCAAGGAACCGGCUUACAAAUGAGUUCUACACACAGGUCUACAGAUGGCUGGGAAGAGCAGGAAGAUGCGUGUAGUGAUGUAGCCUACUCGGAAAAGGAAUGUCAUUCGCUUCAUGGGCGGAUCCAAGGGCCACUGCCUUACACUCCAUACAUAGCCGAAGAGGGGGGCCGCCAUUGGACCGACAAGGAAGUGCGCGCUCUGCUGUGCGUUUGGGCCGACCGAACCAUUCGGGACCAACUCAAGUGCACACUUCGCAACAAGUCAAUUUUCCAGGAAAUGGCCCAUCAGAUGCAACAGAACUUUGGCGUGGUGCGGAACUGGAAGCAAUGCCGCACCAAGUAUAAAAACCUCAAGUACGAGUACAAGACUGCCAGGAACGUGCAGGCCACAGGGAGCGGAGUGGGUCCGGGGAAGUAUAUGAAGUUCUUUGACGAGGUGGAAGGCAUUCUGACCGAUAGGGAACUGGACAUCGGGGCCUGGUGUAAUGGAGACAUGGAAGCAGGAAUUCUGGGAUCUCCGGCAGGCCAGACGCCGCAGACCAUCAGAGCGUCCGAGAGUGAGGUCAUCAUAGAAAUUGACGAUGAUGACAGUGACGACUAUGAGAAUGAUGUUGAUAUGGAGCAGAGACUGAAAGGAACAGAUACCUACCUAUCUUCAAACCUUGCUGCGUCAGGCAGUGGCCAGUUCCAUGUGGUAACUGUAUCGGACACGGGCCGGAACUGGAGUGACCAGGAGAUCCGGGCGCUUAUUCAAGUUUGGUCUGAGGAGGGCAUGUGCAAGCAGCUGGAGAACUCCACCAGAAAGAGGGACAUCUUUGUCCAGAUCUCAAACAGGUUAAUGCUGCAGGGCGUUGAGAGAGACUGGAAGCAGUGCCACACCAAGUACAAGAACCUCAAGUACCUGUAUCGCUCUCUGCAGAAGGGGAAGGCGGAGGGCACCGACCCGCGGCGCCUCAUGAGGUUCUAUGACGAGGUAGAUGCCCUUCUGACCCGCACCAGUACUGACUCUCCAUGUGUGAUGGGAUACACAGAGCCCUACAUUGAGCCAGACGGACUCUCAAGAAUGACAGGCGAUGAGGGGAGAAGCACGGCUGGUGUCAGUCCGACAAAAUCGUUGACCACCAAGUCAAAUCCUGGCAUUGGGGAAGACGGAACCCAAAAUACUGAUACUUUCUUGUCUACAAGCUUGGAGGUCAUACAAUGUAUUCACGAUGCAGAAUCUAAGCCACAUGUAGUCAUGGAACAGAGUUUGGGGCAACAACCACAGAGAAGCGUUUUACGUCAUGCAGAAACAACGUUUUCGGAAAACAGAGGAAUAAAGAGAAAAGCUGUACAUCAAGAUACCACAGUGAGACUUGCGAAACGACUCGUUACCAGUAAAGAAGAACAGGACGACAUUCCGAUAAUAGAGAUGAGUUCAGUUCGUUCUUUCUGGGCAUCUAAACCGAUCACGGACAGCAAGGACCACACGUUUUGCAAGAACGCUAUGGCCGCUGCACAAGAGUUGAAACUUGGCCAGAAACUGAACGAGGGAAAGACGAAGGAAAUUUAUUCGCUUGUGGAUCAGCCCGGUCUAGUACUGGUGCAAUCCAAAAACCAGAUCACUGCUGGAAAUGCGGUUCGGAAAGACCAGAUGGAGGGCAAGGCCGCUAUCGCUAACAGAACCACCAGCUGCGUAUUCAAGCUGCUGCAGGAGGCAGGAAUCAAGACGGCAUUUGUGGAGCAGCACUCGGACACAGCGUUCAUCGCGGUCCACUGUGAGAUGAUCCCCAUCGAGUGGGUCUGUCGAAGGGUGGCCACCGGGUCCUUUCUCAAGAGAAAUCCCGGUGUCAAGGAAGGAUAUCGCUUCUCUCCACUGAAGCUGGAGAUGUUCUUCAAAGAUGAUGCCGACAAUGACCCCCAAUGGUCGGAGGAGCAACUGCUGGUGGCCAAUUUCUCUCUGGCUGGGCUCGCCAUCAGCCAGUGUGAGGUGGACAUCAUGAACCGCAGCACCGUGGCCAUCUUUGAGAUCCUGGAGAGGGCCUGGGCCACCCAAAACUGCACUUUGGUUGACAUGAAGAUCGAGUUUGGUGUCAACGUCACCACCAAAGAGGUUGUCCUCGCAGACGUGGUUGACAAUGAUUCCUGGAGGCUGUGGCCGGCAGGAGAUCGGUGCCAGCAGAAGGACAAGCAGGUGUACCGUGAUCUUAAAGAGGUCACACCUGAAGCUAUGCAGGUGGUUAAGAGGAACUUUGAGUGGGUCUCUGAAAAGGUCAAGCUGCUUCUGGAGAACCCAGCGUCGGGCAGGGUGGUGGUGUUGAUGGGCUCCACCUCUGACAUGGUUCACUGCGACAAGAUCCGCAAGGCCUGCGGAUCCUAUGGAGUGCCCUGUGUCCUCAGAGUCACCUCGGCACACAAGGGCCCUGAUGAGACCCUGCGCAUAAAAGCAGAGUAUGAAGGUGAUGGCGUUCCUACUGUUUUUGUGGCUGUGGCGGGAAGGAGCAACGGCCUUGGCCCGGUGAUUUCGGGGAACACGGCCUAUCCUGUAAUCAACUGUCCACCAAUCACCGCUGACUGGGGGGCGCAGGAUGUGUGGUCAUCCCUGCGCAUGCCAAGUGGUCUCGGCUGCUCCACUGUGCUGUCUCCAGACGCUGCAGCCCAGUUCGCCGCCCAGAUCUUCGGACUCGGCAAUCACCUGGUGUGGUCCAAGCUGAGAGCCUCCAUGCUAAAUACCUGGGUGUCUCUCAAGAUCGCUGACAAGAAGUUGCAGUCCUGCAGCCUUUAAGCCAGUUGCUUUCCACAUUCCAGACUUUUUUUCCCCACAUCUAAUGAGUUAUAUUUGUGUUGUCUUGGUUCUUCCUGUCCAACUACUGUGCUUAAACCUGAAACAUUCAUUAAACCUCAUAUGUGGCUGUAUGGGCUAGAACAUUUAUUUAUGUGCAUGCCAUUUCUGCUAACUAUUUCUAGUUUCAAAGAUGACUAUUAGUCCUGACAGCGGAAGUUGACACAUUUUAAACCUCGUCCACUUUUGUCCAUAAAUAUAUUUUAGAAAUCAUAUUGAAUAGUCAUUUACUUACUCACAUGCAUGGUCGUUCUUGGUGUUUUAUUUUAUGAGCGUGCACUGCACUAAGACUACCACAAGAGGGAGCUUGUAACAAAUUUCAAGGCUAAAUCCAUUAAUUCACUUUAAUGACUUUGGAGCCAAGUGAGUGAGUCAGAAUCUGAGGCCAUAUUUUUAUAACAUUGUUUGUUUCUCCAAUCUUCUCUAUGUACUGCUGUGAUGCCAACGAAAACCCUUAAUGUUAAUUCUGUGGGUGGAUGUGGGAGGCUGAGAAGGGGUAUAAGCACUAGCCUGCUAUCUGUCCAAAUCCUCUGCCUAUUUAGUUCUGUGUUUUAUAUGAUGCCUCUGUUCCGUGUUCUCAUGUAGCCUUUUAGGUAAUGGGGUACGGUUGAGGAACCUCAUUGGACACAAUGUAUGUCACAAAUGCCUCUAACCAGGUCUCCUCAGUAACUGUUUCCCUGGCAACAACCACUCAUACAAGUUCGGCACUUCCUUUUCAAUCUCCUGCCCUUCUCUAUCCUGUGAUGCUUGCAGUCUCAAUCUACCCUACAUUGGCGUUCUGAAUGUGAGAUAAAGACGGGAAAAUCUAUAGAAUGCCUCAAUUUAAUGUGGUAAUGAGUAUGCUAGGUUUGUGCAAUCUUUUUAUGUCAACACGACCAGUCAUUGUAUCGUGCCUGAAAAAAUAUCGUUUUGGAUUCAGAAAAUGUGUUUAUUGUGAAAACAUUUCAUGGACCAUUCUAGAAUCAUGACCUCCGUAGGCUAUAUAUGUACAAGUGAUUCUGGAUUGGUAAUGUUAUGUUCAAGUAGGCCUACCAGUGUUUUCAAUAUAGAUGCAUUUGUGAACGACAGCAUAAUCCUGUUAUUUACGACCUAACUACUUUAAAGUGAUCAUGUUCAGCACUGCUAAUCUCAUAACUCAUUUGACCAUUUUCACCUUCUCAUCUCCAUGAUUGAUCUCCAACUUCUAAACCGGCUUUAAGUUGCUUUUGUUUCUACCUUACACGCUUUUGCUCGCCC
Molecule: messenger RNA, 4240 nt
Organism: Gadus chalcogrammus (walleye pollock)
Lineage: Eukaryota; Metazoa; Chordata; Actinopteri; Gadiformes; Gadidae
Gene: paics
Product: phosphoribosylaminoimidazole carboxylase, phosphoribosylaminoimidazole succinocarboxamide synthetase
Exons: 16
Coding region: 104-2947 (947 amino acids)
Biological process (GO): 'de novo' IMP biosynthetic process
Molecular function (GO): phosphoribosylaminoimidazolesuccinocarboxamide synthase activity
Source: RefSeq, a predicted model, not a curated record